GGAUGUGCCUGGGGGGGAUAGAACACUCACUAAAACGUAUUCAAUCAAUUGUUACUAUAUAUACGUCGAAGAAAUGAUUUUCAUUUGAAUUUCUCCAAGUUAAAGCCAAGUCACAUGGGAAAUUACAUUAGCAUUUUCGAUGGCCGUGAAGGAAAUUGUACACACAUCAAGGUAGAUAUGGUAGGGUGUUUGUUUUUCUCCGAAACUGCCGGCAAAUAACAUCAAGGUGUCAUCAUUCUUGAAUAACAACGAAGAAACAGCAAGAAAGAAAAGAGACUGUCCGUUGUUUAAUGAGUUGUUGCGAAUCGUUUUUGGGUUGUUGUGCAUCAGCCAACGGAUCGCGUAUAAAACGGAUAGCCGAGGCGGAGUAAGAGGCACAGAAGAACUUGUUCUUUGACGAAGACAAGUUGUUCCAGCAUUUCCAUCAUCCAUCAUGGCGAAGAUGUCGUUCGUUUUGAUCGCCUUGUGCGCAUUGGCUUCACUGGCCAUCGCUGAGCCGUACGGUGCUAUGCCUCCACCGGCCAUGUAUCCUCCUCCAGCCAAAUACGAAGCUCCUACACCGGCUCCUACCCCAGCUCCAACCAAGUAUGAAGCUCCUACCCCGGCUCCUACCCCAGCUCCAACCAAGUAUGAAGCUCCUACACCGGCUCCUACCCCAGCCCCAGCAAAAUACGAAGCUCCUACACCGGCUCCUACCCCAGCCCCAGCCAAAUACGAAGCUUAUACACCGGCUCCUACCCCAGCCCCAGCCAAAUACGAAGCAAAGAUGGAAGGGAAACCCAGCAUGAAAAUGGAUUACAAGAAGGCGGAACAACCCCCCAAAAAGAUGGAAUACGGUGGCAAGAGGUACAGGCGAUCCGUCGAGAUGCUGGACAUGGAUCCGGAGCUGUUCGAGGAAGAAACAGCCGACGCCAAACGCAAAUGGUUGUCGAUGAAAGAGCGCGACGCUGCGGCAUCCGCUAAACGCAAAUACUGGACUGAGGAGGACAUGGAUGAACUGAUGCACGCGGCCAUCAAAGGCAAAUGGGGUUCGCCGGAAGACAUGGAUGCCUUUGCAAGUCCCAAACGCAAGUGGGGGCGUGACGAGCAAUUGAUGGAUGCAGCCCUUAAACGAAAAUGGGGGUCGCCGGAAGACAUGGAUGAACUGAUGGAAGACCCUAAACGUAAAGCCUACGGUUAUGGUUACCGUUACACUGAAGCCGAUGAACUGAUGGAUGCCAUCCGGAUGAGAAUGCUUCGUCCAACGUAUCGCAGAGGAGACGGCGGUUGCUACUGGCGCGCUGGAAGGAGGCGUUGCAUGUAACUGUUUCAUGUUCAUUUGUUCAUUUCGUUUGUUUUUUGGGGGGAAACAUUGAUUUGUAACGCAUCCGGCUCUUGGAUAUCGAUAACAUUCUAUUAUUGGAUGUACAACUUCAUUGGUUAACGUCUUAUUAUCGUCAACAUUGUUGUUUCGUUCGAUUCACGAUGAUGAAAUACA
This is a messenger RNA of Daphnia magna, 1477 nucleotides long. Its product is annotated as neurofilament heavy polypeptide. The record is from RefSeq and is a predicted model, not a curated record. Bases 434 to 1303 code for a protein of 289 amino acids. NCBI's taxonomy places the organism in Eukaryota, Metazoa, Arthropoda, Branchiopoda, Diplostraca, Daphniidae. The transcript is spliced from 2 exons.